Fusarium proliferatum ET1 is the source of this 1260-nucleotide messenger RNA. RefSeq lists its product as uncharacterized. Gene Ontology annotation, biological process: lipid metabolic process. The coding region runs from base 1 to 1260 and encodes 419 amino acids. NCBI's taxonomy places the organism in Eukaryota, Fungi, Ascomycota, Sordariomycetes, Hypocreales, Nectriaceae. The record is from RefSeq and is a predicted model, not a curated record. The transcript has 10 exons.
AUGAACCCACUUCCUCCACCAACAACCCUCCAUGAUGCCAGAAGGCAGAUUCGUAUCAGGCACCUUGAGCAAUUGUCUCAUGCCAACAUCACUUUGACUCCUCCCCCAGAUGGCGAUGACACUUUGAUUUUGCCAUCUUGCAACAUUCUGCGUAAGGAGUUGAAGAAGUGGUCACAGGACCAUAUGAAAAGCAUCCAAGAAGCGAUCUCAAAAAAAGUCCUCAGUGGCAAAGAGAAUAUCGACUGGAAUUGUUGCUUUUUAGCUUUUAUGGAGAGCAUGACUGUCUAUCUGAGAGACUGGGAUAUACUUCACGAAGCAGUCCAGCUGUAUAAAAGUGUCAAGGCCGGAACAAGUCCCACUGGCGAUCUACACCAGGUUCAUGAUCUGUACGAGCAAUCAGUAGAGGGAAUCAAAGAAGUCGCGGCUGUCUGGGGCAUGGAUUUUAUGCAAAUCUGCGAUCUCACCAAGGGUCACAACGACAAGAACCCCAAAUGGAACGGGCCUUUUUGUGGUGCUUUCUUCCCGAAAGACCAUGAACAGGGCGCUCCUUAUGUUGGUAUCACAUUCAAGGGGACCGAUCCGAAAAACAUCAAAGACAUCAAUGUCGACUCCUCAUUCGACCCUGUUCAAGUAGACGCCAAACAUCUUUUCGGAACAGUCGUGUCUGAAGGCGUGUACAACGCACUGUUUGGAACUUUCAAUAACAAAGACAGCGUUUCACCAUUCGAGCUUAUUCUUAAGGCGCUCCAAGACCUUGUACCAAAGCUCAAUGUCGAAGAUAACACUGAACCUCUUCUUCAUGUUACAGGCCAUUCUCUCGGGGGCUCUUACUCUAGCUUCUGCUUCGCUCAACUCAUGAUGCAAAAUAUCAGUUUGCCUGCUGGGGCCCAACUCGGUGACCUCUACAAUUUUGGAAGCCCCCGAGUCGGCCAGAAGGCCUGGUCUCAAGCUUUCUACGAGAACCUUGGCGGUAAAUUCCCUGGUGGUGCCUGGAGAAUUGUCAAUGAUAAGGAUAUCGUGCCCCAGGUCCCUUCGUUGCUUAGGUACAAGCCCAAAACGGGCCCAUUCUACCACAUUGACAACGGGAUACAGAUUUCCAAGGAAGCUAAACCUCAGCCAAUCGAAACUGAGAGAAAUGGCGCCGGAAACGUAGACAUAGGGUUGACUCGGAUUGGGUUUGUCAGAAAGCUAGCCACGGAGAAGUAUCACUAUCCGCUCUCAUACUAUCACGCUAUGGAGUAUGCUCUUGCCAGUCAGUAG